CUUAAUUUUUCUGCGUUUUUACACUUUUCAUUGCAAUUCUGGAUAUCGAGAUCAUGCGCAUUCAAAUGGGACCUGUUCUGAAAAUUGUUUGUUCUGCGUUUUCAUUACUGUUUUAGUUGGAAUAUAAAUGUUUCGCCGUGCACUGCUUGUUUUGGGGUAAAGAUGACCCGUGUCUUUUGUGCUUUUGCUGGAGUCAUGUUGGUGUUUCGCAUUCUUUUGCUGUGCAUCGUGGAGAUGCAUACUGACUGCGAUGCUGUGCUCGCCGCCGGUCUCACCACUUUCAGGGCUUUCGCUCCACCUGCACAAGAGGGUGUUGUACGGACCGUCGAUCGGAUUUACCAUGGGGGUGGGAAGGUUGGUUACCUACUCUACAUGGAUGGGAGAAGGUUUCAGUUAGAUAUGGAGAGGGAUGAGUCAAUUUUGUCACAUCACUCCAGUCCGAAAUAUGUGAUGGCCCUGAUGGGGGCGGGAGAAGGCGCCGCGCCUCUGCACCGGGAGUGUGUUUACCGGGGAACCGUGGACUCCAACCCCGAGUCCCUGGCGGUUUUCAGCCUCUGUGGUGGGGGUCUAGAGGGAUUUUUCGCUUUGAAACACGCACGCUACACAAUCACACUUCUCAUCCGAACCAAGGGACACGAUAACGACGUGCGUUCGCUGGUUGACAAGGAUGCGGAGAGCGCGCUCCACUACUUCACGCGGGAGAGCUUCAGCUUCGAAGCCAUGCCUGUGAGCGAGAGCUGUGGGACCAAGGAAGGGCGCGGGCGCAUGGAUGCAUCGAGGAAACACCGGCGUAAGGGUCGAGGGAACGGGAAACGCGACCGGCAUGGUGUCACCCUGGACAGGGGCGAGGAGCGCAGCAGAGCGCAAGGCAGAAGAUGGUGGACACAGUUGUCCAAACCUGCCUCUCCACCCUCACUGGGAAGUCGGCGCAAGAGGUCGGUUUCGCGCGCUAGGCACGUGGAGCUCCUGCUGGUCGCCGAUGAGUCCAUGUCCAAGAAGUACGGCAAGGACCUGCACCACUACCUGCUCACGCUGGCCUCCAUCGCUUCCAAGUUGUACGGCCAUGCCAGCAUCGAGAAUCCCAUCCGUCUGUCCGUUGUGAAGGUGACCAUGGUCACGGAGAAGGAGAAGGGGCUGGAGGUGUCCAAGAACGCAGCCGCCACCCUCAAGAGCUUCUGCAAGUGGCAGAACCAGCAGAACCCACUGGACGAUGACAACCAGCACCACCACGACGCCGCCAUCCUCUUCACCAGGCAGGACCUGUGUGGGCACCACUCGUGUGACACACUGGGCAUGGCCGACGUUGGCACCAUCUGUUCACCAGAGAGGAGCUGUGCCGUCAUAGAGGACGACGGACUCCAUGCCGCCUUCACCGUGGCACACGAGAUAGGUCACUUGCUGGGCCUGUCUCACGACGACUCCAAGUUCUGCGAAGAGCGUUUCGGGGCCAGCGCGGACAAGCGUCUCAUGUCGUCCAUCCUGACCUCCAUCGACGCCUCCAAACCCUGGAGCCGCUGCACCUCAGCUACCAUCACUGACUUCUUUGACGAUGGCAACGCCGAGUGUCUCCUGGACCCCCCUCGCCAGCCCCUGCUCGGCUCAGAGGAGCUGCCCGGCCAGAGCUACGACGCUGUGCGCCAAUGCCGCCUGGCGUUUGGACCUGAGUACACGGUCUGCCCGGGCAUGGACGUGUGCGCCCGCCUGUGGUGCGCAGUGAUACGCCAGGGGCAGAUGGUGUGCCUGACCAAGAAGCUGCCCGCUGUGGAGGGCACGCCGUGUGGCAAGGGUCGCAUCUGCCUCCAGGGCAAGUGCGUGGACAAGACCCGCAAGAGACACUACUCGGCAUCUAACCAUGGUAGUUGGAGUUCGUGGGGUCCGUGGGGGGCAUGUUCGAGGACGUGUGGUGGAGGGGUGCAGUUCGCCCAGCGUCUGUGUAACAACCCGCCACCCCGAAACAAUGGGCGCUACUGCACCGGCAAGAGAGCCAUCUACAAGUCCUGCAGUGUCACCCCGUGCCCCUCGCCCAGUAAGAGUUUCCGCCAGGAGCAGUGUGAGGUGCGGAACGGCCCCCAGACAGACCCUAAGGGGGUCAAGACCUUUGUGGAGUGGGUACCCAAGUUCGCAGGAGUGCUGCCUAAAGAUGUGUGCAAGCUGACCUGCCGGGCCAAGGGCACAGGCUACUAUGUAGUGUUCUCGCAGAGGGUGGUGGACGGGACCGAAUGCCGGCCGUACAGCAGCUCAGUGUGUGUGAAGGGCAAGUGUGUGCGUACCGGAUGUGACGGCAUCAUUGGCUCCAAGCUGCAGUUUGACAAGUGUGGCAUCUGCGGAGGGGACAGCACUGGCUGCAUCAGAGUGAUAGGCAACUUCACCAAGAAGAGUAAGGGCUACACAGACGUCGUGAAGAUCCCAGCGGGCUCCACCCACAUCAAGGUCCGCCAGCACAAGCCCAAGGACCAACCCCGUUACACAGCCUACCUGGCCCUGCGUCGUCCCAGUGGCGACUACCUUCUCAACGGCAAGUUCAUGAUCUCUACCUCAGAGACAGUCAUCCCCCUCAACGGCUCGGUGCUCAACUACAGUGGCUGGAGCCAGCGGGACGAGUGGCUACACAGCAUGGGCCCUGGGGCCCUCAGAGAGGCCCUUACAGUUCAGAUUCUGGCCACGGACGCCAAGAGGCCCCUGGAUAUCCGCUACAGCUUCUUCAUGCCUCGUCGUGUUUCGGCUCCACCACCGCCGCCUCCUCCGCACACCUCCACAACUACACCCACCACUACUACUACAACAACCACCUCUGCUAGAUCAAGCAGUAGAACCACAUCGGCCCUGUUUUCGGCUCUGGCUCUCUCUAGAGCCCCAGGGGUGUCGACGGCGGCCUCUGGGCCCCAGUGGGUGACUGGCCCCUGGAUGAUCUGCUCCAGGACUUGUGACACGGGGUGGCAGAGCCGCACGGUGCAGUGCAAGGACCCGCAGGCCAAGCUGGCCAAGGGCUGCCCUCUGGGCGACCGCCUCUCCGCCUUCAAACAAUGCCUAGUGAAAAAGUGUUGAGAGGACCAGAAACUAGACUCCCAUGAAAGUAGGGGGUACACACAGACAGAGACACUGGCUAUUGACAGUCAACCCCUCCUCUUCCUUACCCCACACCCUACUAUGCCAGGCCCUGCUUGGCACAGCUACAGACAUACGACGGAUACAUGUGGACACUUCCGAAUAGUGCAGCCGCCCAAUCAACCCCCACUUGUCAAAUCCCUCCUCUAUCUGAAGGUUUUGUUUGUAUUCCUCUGUUAAUGACACUUUUUUGUUUGCUUUUCUGUAUGUUCUUGCUACUGUGGGUUUUUCAUGAUUGUCCGCUUUGUCUCUUUGUCUUGUGUGACUGCGCACCUCUGGACCAUGGGCCUCCGUACUAGUCUGUUGUGGGGCACUUUUUCUCCACUUCCGUUAGGGGUCCCCUUUUUUAUUUUUGCUCCUCCCACGGCCGAUUCUCCACAUAAGAUUGGUCUAUCCAACUUCCUGUUUUGGAUUGCGGACCAGGAAGUAGCCUGGGGGCACAACCAAGAGCAAACGAUCCGUACUGUAACCAGUCCAGAAAUGGGGUUGAACCGCACUGCAAACAUCCCAGGUCAGAAAAUGGACAUAUAGUGAUAGACUGAGUUGGGGCAGAGUUGUGCCCAACAGCUAGUGCUGAGCGAUUAACCUACAUUUAGUUUAUUAUUUUGGUUUUUAAACAACUAAUUGACAGACUUUGUUUUAAUUAUUUGGAUUCCAUGUAGUUAUGUUUUUUUUUCUGUGGACUCAAUGUGCACAUUGAUCAGUUUCUCUAGAAAUAAAUCAGAUCAAGCCCUGUGCGAUCUGGGAGUUGUAGUCUAGUUGGGAGUUGUAGUUUACAUCAGGCCAAUAUUCUAAAUAGUUUAGUGCAGAAAACAUGCUAAUUAACUACAAGGAUCAUAAUAGAUUGCAUGUGUACUUGUCCGGUCUGUGUGUUUCUUUUAUGCCUGCUACAUUAGGUUAGUACAGAAGAAUGCGCACUCGAGUGGGAUAGAGAGCAGUUACUUAGCGAAGUAUCUCUACCUGAAAAUGCAUAGUCUAAGUGGUUGGUAGUUGGUAUUC
Molecule: messenger RNA, 4104 nt
Organism: Salvelinus namaycush (lake trout)
Lineage: Eukaryota; Metazoa; Chordata; Actinopteri; Salmoniformes; Salmonidae
Gene: adamts5
Product: A disintegrin and metalloproteinase with thrombospondin motifs 5
Exons: 8
Coding region: 163-3045 (960 amino acids)
Biological process (GO): extracellular matrix organization; proteolysis
Molecular function (GO): metalloendopeptidase activity; zinc ion binding
Source: RefSeq, a predicted model, not a curated record